This is a messenger RNA of Penicillium coprophilum, 918 nucleotides long. RefSeq lists its product as uncharacterized. Bases 1 to 918 code for a protein of 305 amino acids. Lineage: Eukaryota; Fungi; Ascomycota; Eurotiomycetes; Eurotiales; Aspergillaceae. The transcript is spliced from 2 exons. The record is from RefSeq and is a predicted model, not a curated record.
AUGACCAGAACGAUAAGUGGGACAGUGGGUGAUUUUCGCCUCUCCAAAAUCCCAUCGCUUUUCCGGCGAAGCAACCUUCCUGAUGUUGUCCAAAUCAUUCCCAAAAUUCCGUCGGUUGCGGAAGGGGCUGUGAUUCUAGUCCAAGUGCUGUCCACAGAGGGGAAACGAACCUAUAUGGAAUGCACCACCGGAGAAAGUGAUGAUCUGGCAGAGGAUGAUAUCAUCCCAGCGGUCCUCGGUAAACGCCGAAUGUUCAAUGGGUUUAGUUGCGACAUCCCAAAAGCACUGGCAGUGGGGGACAUCCUGUACUGGAGCAGUGCGAGCGGCGUAGUCGGAGAGAUUAGAGGCUCCGACAAGGCGUGGGGCAAGCAACUGGCAGUGCGCGUCUUAGGCAGUGCCCAAGUUGCCGGCAAGUACCUCAACAUCAAGCAAGCACAGUUUAUCCGCCGAGUGCAACAAUUGGAUACAAUCGCACCUGUAAUUUGUGUGGCGGGCACGGCCACGAACACUGGCAAGACUUCUACUUCGGCAAAAGUCAUUCAGCACUUCAAAUUAAAAGGCCUGAAGGUUGCAUGUGCAAAGCUGACUGGAAUGGCGUACCUCGAAGAAUUGAGAAAGCUCUCGACGACUGACGCGGAUCUUGUUUCCGGUUUCAUGGAUGCGGGCUUGCCAAGUACCUGUGGCGAGGAUGUAUCGGAAAUUGUUGAAGUUGCAUUGGGGACAUUGCAUCACUUGAACCAGAUUCAACCAGACGUUAUUGUGGUGGAGUUUGGUGCAAGCUUCCUUGGGCCUUACAAUGCAGAAAGUGUUCUAUGCUCGCCCGAGUUCAAAAAGCACAUUGCUGCCGUUAUUGUUUCGGCGAGUGAUCCUGUUGCUGCAUGGGGGGGCCAAGCAACUCAUGGACCAGUGGGGAAUUAG